Molecule: messenger RNA, 558 nt
Organism: Paramecium sonneborni
Lineage: Eukaryota; Ciliophora; Oligohymenophorea; Peniculida; Parameciidae
Source: the annotation of a GenBank genome assembly
CUAUAUUAUCAUCUCCAUCGAGACGAUUAGUCAAGAAAGACAAUCAAACCUGUGCAUUGUCUUAAUUAAUAACAAUGAAAAAAGAUGGUAAUGAGGCUUCAACUAGAAGCAUAGACACUUUAGGAUCAUAAACUUAAGCUAAUGAUAUGUCUGAUAAUGGAAUUUCGAUAUUUUUACCUGUUAUAGAGGAGAAAUCUAAAAUUCGAUUCAUCAAACAAACAUCCAAUCCAAAACAAUCAAUCACUUCAAGAAAAGUAGUGAUAACAUAAACAGAUUCUAUAUCACCCAUGAUUAAAUCAGAUAUUUAUCUACCAUCAAAUUAAUUCAAUACCAACUUCUCCAAAUAAAUUUUUAAUUCCAAACCAUAAAAGUCAUUUAACAAAUGUAGAAGAAUAAGAUAAAAAAGUGGAGCUUAGAAAAUCUAUUUAAGUUAUUGAUUUUAUUAACAAUAUAAACAUCAAAGAUGUAAUUGAUGGAAGUGUUAAAUCAUUGAAAAAAAAAUUGUAGAGGUAAUAAACAAAAAUGAUAAAAAAAGGAUCAGAAACCUCUAUUUACUAC